GUUCGAUUAUCGGAGCUCACCACGCUACAUUGUCAUCGUUGGUCCACCAUGCAGUUCAAGUUCUUGUUCAUCGUCGCCGCUGCGACCGCCGUCCUCGCAGCGCCCCUCCUCAUGAUUCCUGAUCUCGGGCUCGCUGCUAUUGCAGAUGACUGGCCAAUGAACUCCCUCAAUCAAAUUCGGAUAGCAGCCAUUCACUUUAACAAGACCGUGGCGGAGUGGAACGGCGGGUAUCUCGGCGCCAUCUCUAUCGUCAUGCAGUCACGCGAGCUCGUCAAUACAAUUGGAGCUGCUAGCGCAAGCAUUGCGCCGUCCAUCGUUGCCAGAACAUCCAACGCCAUAUCUCUUGACCAAGACGCACUCGAAAUCGCGCUGCACCUUGUCAGGGACGUUGGCUCGGCGAUCGACACCGCCAUUGACGCCAAACCGAAGCAUGACGCACUUCCAACACUAAGCAAACCUAUCGUUGUGAACAUUUUUAAGAAUCUACGGACUGCAGCAUCUGAAUUGGGCGGGGUAUUGGGCCCUUUGACCACGGGCGAGCGAGUAGGAGAAGCCCACACGAUUGUUAAACAGAUUGAUGACCACUUGGUAAGGGGCCUUGCGGUCUACGCAUAGAGGAUCUGCUUUGGGAUUGGAAUAAAUAAAAGUACUACUGCCAAAAUGGCGAUUGAGAGUGUCAUAAUGUGGUUGUAUCAGGAUGUAGACGACCUGAUGAAUUUAUCGCUGUAUUUGCAAACAUC
Ilyonectria robusta is the source of this 740-nucleotide messenger RNA. RefSeq lists its product as uncharacterized. The record is from RefSeq and is a predicted model, not a curated record. Bases 49 to 615 code for a protein of 188 amino acids. The transcript has a single exon. NCBI's taxonomy places the organism in Eukaryota, Fungi, Ascomycota, Sordariomycetes, Hypocreales, Nectriaceae.